CACUCUCUCUCUCUCUCUCUCUCUCUUAUCUCUAUGUAUGCUUCCUCAAAUUGUUGUCACUUCACUGCUCAGAAAAACCGCAUUCGCAGCUUCAUCCAGUGCAUGUAUGAUGAGGAGGCUAUUCGACGAGAUUAUGUUCUGAGAGCAGUCACUGGCUUCUGUGUUUCUUGUGUUAGUUUGUUCUCUGCUCUCACGGAUCAAAUCUACCAGCAAAAGGUUGAUUUUCAGAAUGUUCAUGUUCUUGCUCGUGAACUAUAUGCAAGGACCACCGGAUAACACGUAACUUCGCUUUAAGUCACUGGUCUCUUUGCUGUUAAUUUCAAUGGAGAAGCAUGAACGGUAACACUGAUGCUAGCCACAACCUGGAAAAUCAAGAUUCAAAAUGUAGACAUGCUUUUUGAAGUGUUGCAUCGUCUGCCAUGGAGCUUUUCUUGAAGUUAACCAUUAUGGUUGCAAGUUUUAGUGAAGUUGGAGGAUGGUGUCCAGAAAGACUGUUUUGGAGAGGGUUAGUGAAUGAUAAGUUUAAUGACAUGGUGUAUCUGAGAAACAAUACGGAACCGGAUAGUGUUGUGCGGCUAAUAGAAACUUAUUUUGCAGAUGUUGGCAUGAUCCUUUCUGAGCUUUCUCUUCAUGUUGAUACUUUAAAAGUUGACUUCGCUAAGUUGGCUUCCCUAGCUCGUGAAAUAGAGGAUAAAAGCACAAGCAUUGGUGCAGAGCAUAUGAGGCUUGCAUGUUCCGAUCUCAUUAAAGCUUGUGAUGCGGAGCACAAAAAAAAUUUUUCUCGAACCCUGCCCUGGGUAAAAAAUGAGUUUACGAAUACCAGGAAAAAGUUGGACGCCGUUGUUCAGAUGGAGCGAAGGAUUAUCAGAGUUUGGAGUUCACAAUCAUCAAACUAGAGUUCAUAUGCUGUUGAAUUCUGCUUUUAAAAAAUGUGUUGUGUUGAACUUAUGGGUUGUUGCUGAAUCAUGUGUCUCGUUUGCCUAAUCUCCAAAAAAGAUGCUCUCUUAGAAACAUGAUUGUUUUGCCCUUUUUCUUUUGCUUUUGCCAACUUUUCCAUUUGAUAAUAGUUCUCCUUUGUUCGACUUUCUGAUGAUAAUUUACUUGAUG
Gastrolobium bilobum is the source of this 1107-nucleotide messenger RNA. RefSeq names its product histidine-containing phosphotransfer protein 3-like. The record is from RefSeq and is a predicted model, not a curated record. Gene Ontology annotation, biological process: cytokinin-activated signaling pathway; phosphorylation; phosphorelay signal transduction system. NCBI's taxonomy places the organism in Eukaryota, Viridiplantae, Streptophyta, Magnoliopsida, Fabales, Fabaceae. The transcript has 10 exons. Gene Ontology annotation, cellular component: cytoplasm; nucleus. Bases 420 to 896 code for a protein of 158 amino acids. Gene Ontology annotation, molecular function: protein histidine kinase binding; histidine phosphotransfer kinase activity.